AUGUUGGGUUGGUUCUCCCUCGGAGACACGCAAGAGCAUCACCAGCAGCAUGUUCUGAGCGAAGAGGUGGCGGGGCCUGAACCGUUGCCACAGGCCGCCGAGAUGGUCCGUGAUAAGCUGAAAAAGGCCGAGAUCAUACCCACUGUCAUCGACGACUUCCUCCCCUCCCUCGGCCUGCACGCCACCUGGCCCUCACACCACAAGCGCGCCGAGCUGGGCAACACCCUGCCGCCCUCCCAACUCGGCGACGAGCCCUCCAUCGCGCUGCACGACAUGCGCGCAUCCUCCCAGAACCCCACCACCACCACCUCCUCCUCCAAAAAAGUCACCUACGCCAUCACCCUAACCGACCCGGACGCGCCGUCACGGAAUGCACCCGCGUGGGGCGAGUUCUGCCACUGGGUCGCGGCCGGCGUGCUGGAGCCGGCGCUGUGCGACCCGCGCGAGCCGGGCCCCUGCGCCCCCGUGCUGUCCCACCUGCGCGAGAUUGUGCGCUACAAGGCGCCGGCGCCGCCCAAGGGUACGGGCUUGCAUCGGUACGUGCUGCUGGCGUUCGUGCCGAGUAAUGGGACGACGGAGAGGUUGCGGCUGUCGAGGCCGGGGGGGAGGAAGAGGUGGGGGUAUGGUGGCGGUGGUGGUGAUGAGGGUGAUGGGGAUGGGGAUGGGGAUGGGGAUGGUGGUGGUGGUGGUGAUGCGGGGAAGGGUGGGACGAGAGGGGUGAGGCAGUGGGCGAGGGAGAAUGGGCUCGCGCCUGUUGGGGCCAACUUUAUCUACGCCAAGCACGAGGAGUGA
Molecule: messenger RNA, 792 nt
Organism: Chaetomium fimeti
Lineage: Eukaryota; Fungi; Ascomycota; Sordariomycetes; Sordariales; Chaetomiaceae
Product: phosphatidylethanolamine-binding protein
Exons: 4
Coding region: 1-792 (263 amino acids)
Biological process (GO): regulation of proteolysis; regulation of Ras protein signal transduction
Molecular function (GO): peptidase inhibitor activity; phospholipid binding
Source: RefSeq, a predicted model, not a curated record